UCCUUUGAGGGGAGCCAUGGGGAACGCGCGGAGCGGGGCUCUCUCCAAGGAGAUCCUGGAGGAGCUGAAGUCGAGCACGCGCUACUCGGAGGAGGAGCUGUGCCGCUGGUACGAAGGCUUCCAGCGCCAGUGCCCCAGCGGGCGCAUCAGCCGCGGGGAGUUCGAGAAGAUCUACGGCACCUUCUUCCCCAACUCGGACCCGCAGGGCUACGCGCGCCACGUCUUCCGCAGCUUCGACACCAACGACGACGGCACCCUCGAUUUCCGGGAGUACAUCAUCGCGCUGCACCUCACCUCCUCCGGCAAGACCCACCUCAAGCUGGAGUGGGCCUUCUCCCUCUUCGACGUCGACCGCAACGGGGAGAUCAGCAAAGGGGAGGUGCUGGAGAUCAUCACGGCCCUGUUCCGGAUGAUCCCCCCCGAGGAGCAGCAGCAGCUGCCGCCGGACGAGAACAGCCCCCAGAAACGGGCCGACAAGCUCUGGGCCUUCUUCGGCAAGGGCGAGCACGGUGCGGCCCCCCCGCGCCCCCCAACCGACCCCCCACCGCCCCCC
Phalacrocorax carbo (great cormorant) is the source of this 553-nucleotide messenger RNA. The record is from RefSeq and is a predicted model, not a curated record. Lineage: Eukaryota; Metazoa; Chordata; Aves; Suliformes; Phalacrocoracidae.